Molecule: messenger RNA, 564 nt
Organism: Prunus armeniaca (apricot)
Lineage: Eukaryota; Viridiplantae; Streptophyta; Magnoliopsida; Rosales; Rosaceae
Source: the annotation of a GenBank genome assembly
AUGGCCAUGGGCAUAAAGCUCGACUGGAGCUGGAGCUCAGCUCUGAUCGGCGCGGCGUCGGCUUUAGCAACAACGGCUCUAAUCUCCUCCAAGCCCAAGGACCCAACCUUCGACGUCGUCUCAAUCAAGCUCACCUCCUUCAAGCUCAACUUCCCGCUCCUCGACGCCGAGCUCAUCCUCACCGUCCAAGUCACCAACCCCAACGUGGUGCCCAUCCAGUAUUCCUCCACCACCAUGUCCAUCUUCUACAAAGGCGCACUUCUCGGCUCGGCAGAUGUCGAAGCCGGCUCCCAGCCGGCCAAGUCCACCCAGCUGCUUCAGCUCCCGGCUCGGCUGGACGGGCUCCAGCUGGCCCACCACGCCGCUAGCUUCAUCGCGGACGCGGCGAGGCGUGAGAUGGUGCUUGACGCUGCCGUGGAUAUCGCCGGUACCGCAAGGGUUUUGUGGUGGGAUCAUAAGUUUAAGGUCCACGUGGACAGUCACAUCACCGUCGAUCCAAUUUUCCUAGAUGUCAUUGAUCAGGAAAAUAAGUCCAAGAUGGACAUUUCCCUUACUGGAGUUUAG